CCUACUAAUAUUACAGAACAAGAUGUCUUAGAACUCCCUACGCCCUCAAUAAUCAGCCAGAUACAUGAUCAUCAUAAACAUUUCCUCACCAUCCCACCAAGCAGCAAAGUGAAGAAGCAAAAGAAAUGGAAAAACCGAGAUUUCCCUUUCUUGGCAAAGCAAUAGAAAAUCCUGCGCUAUUGUCUCUUGCGCGUUCACGAUUGGGUCUAUCAUUGACGGAACUUUUAAAAAUGGAAACCCCGGGAGAGACAUCGUGGAUCCUGGUGACACGUUCUAGACCCCUCGGUCAGGGUUUCACUUUGAGUUGGGCCUUUUUCUACUGGGUCGCUUUGACUCACUCAUUUGCUUGCUUGCUUGCUUGCUCGCUCGCUCACCGUCUCUGGCUAAAUGGUAGGACCUCUUGGUAGUCGGAGGUGGUAUCCGGUGAGGCCGAGAAAAGCGUCAAGUGGGUGAAUUGCCGACAGUGCCGGUGAUCUUCUUUCCUUUGCCCUGCGGAUGGAUGGAUGGAUGGAUGGGGUUGUGGUGUUGAUAG
Aspergillus neoniger CBS 115656 is the source of this 532-nucleotide messenger RNA. RefSeq lists its product as uncharacterized. NCBI's taxonomy places the organism in Eukaryota, Fungi, Ascomycota, Eurotiomycetes, Eurotiales, Aspergillaceae. The record is from RefSeq and is a predicted model, not a curated record. Bases 126 to 407 code for a protein of 93 amino acids. The transcript is spliced from 2 exons.